AUGUUAGAGAGAGGAGAGCACAAGGCAUAUGCAGACAAGAUUAUCCAAGAAACAGAGCUAAGCAGAGACCACCUCACACCUGAACUGAACCUUCACCUUAUCACUCAGUCAUGUCGACUCUGGAAGGCACAACCUGAAGACUCACCUUUUCCUGAACCUUUCUGGGCUUUUUAUUGGCCAGGAGGUCAGGCGGUAGCAAGGUUAAGAAUAUUUAUUUACCAAUAUGUCUUAGACAGCCCAUAUUUAGUAAGGGCAAGAGAGUUCUUGACUUGGCUGUGGUUGUGGAGCAAGUGGGUUAGCUGCUCUCAGUCCAAGGCUAAGAUGGUGAUGUUUAACGACAUUGAGUGA
Messenger RNA from Penaeus monodon (black tiger shrimp), 348 nucleotides. Its product is annotated as electron transfer flavoprotein beta subunit lysine methyltransferase homolog. The coding region runs from base 1 to 348 and encodes 115 amino acids. The transcript has 3 exons. Lineage: Eukaryota; Metazoa; Arthropoda; Malacostraca; Decapoda; Penaeidae. The record is from RefSeq and is a predicted model, not a curated record.